AUGAUUUCUGAUGGAUCAGAUUACCUUGGUUAUGGUAUUUUUGAUGGAAGGGAAUAUGAUGAUGAAAUUUAUGAGGAUAUAAAAGGAUUAACAUUGCAGUAUAAUAAGACCAUUCCUUUUUUGAUAUCUAUAGACCUUUCUGGGAAUCACUUAAUUGGAAUGGUCCCUGUGGAGUUAACAAGGUUGCAUGCCAUAAAGAAUUUGAAUCUUUCUGGAAAUCAUCUAAGUGGGGUUAUUCCUAAGAGUAUUGGUGACUUAAGAAAUAUUGAGUCUCUUGAUUUAUCAAGGAAUGCAUUAUCUGGUCCCAUUCCUCCAAGUUUAUCAUCUCUAAGCUUUAUAAGUUACUUGAACUUGUCAUUCAACAAUUUAUAUGGAAGAAUACCAACAGGAAAUCAACUUCAGACCUUGAAUGAUCCAUCUAUUUACAUUGGCAAUGAAGGCCUUUGUGGUGCCCCGCUUCUAAAGAAUUGUUCAGGUGAUGUACCAUCUUUUGUUAGUCAACCUACAGAAACUGGUAGUAAUGAUGAUCAUGAGUUUUUCAUGUGGUUCUAUGCUGGUUUGGGACCUGAUUUUUUUGUUGGAUUUAUUGGAGUGUUAAGCAUUUUAUUGUUCAAGACAUCUUGGCGUCAUGCGUCCUUCAAAUUCUUGGGAAUGGCUUACAACAAAAUAUUAUGUCAGUGUUGAUACCUAAUGCAAAUGCAGAUGAGUGUUUGUACUGUGUGCUCGUUGUAUUUGUUUGGUUUGACCACAGGUUUAUAGAUUAAAUAUAAUUGAAUGAAACUCAGACAAUCUCAUCUACAUGUUCUGGGUGUUGAUGUAGUUUUUGUAUUUUGGACUACCAUUUAUGAUAAUGCCUUCCUUUUUUUC
Ipomoea triloba (trilobed morning glory) is the source of this 867-nucleotide messenger RNA. RefSeq names its product receptor-like protein EIX1. The coding region runs from base 1 to 684 and encodes 227 amino acids. Lineage: Eukaryota; Viridiplantae; Streptophyta; Magnoliopsida; Solanales; Convolvulaceae. The transcript has 2 exons. The record is from RefSeq and is a predicted model, not a curated record. Gene Ontology annotation, molecular function: protein binding.